AUGAAACAUGCGCGCGCGUGUGUGCUCCUUGCAGCUUGCUACGGCUUUCAACGCGCAGCUGCUGCAGGUGACGACCACCAUGACCACGCGCAUGACCAUGGCGACCACGGGAGCUUUGAGUGGGCAGGCAUCUUCGAAACACCAGAGAGCAAUUAUCUCUGGACGGCGCAGAAAGUGGACGGGAGCUAUGUGAAUCCCAGCAUGAAGAUCGUGGCUUUGCCAGCCACAACCUUGACCCAGCAGGGCCUCAGCGACUUGGAGGCGCAAGCAAAAAAGGCCAUGGAACUCACUUGUACUCAAGUCCAAGCCGGAGGUACCAUCACCCCGGCUAAUAACACCUGUUACGAUCUGCAGUUCCAAGCAACUGCAUGGCAGAGCCUCUUCAACGUUGAUGCCAACGCCGUGUCGGGGAUCGCUUUCUUUACAGCCCAUGUUCCCACAGAGUUCGAAUCAACAGCCCACUACUUGAAGGACAGUAUUGGCACAGACAUCGAGCCGCUUGGUGAGCUGCCAGUCACAGCAGAGGAGGAGACGCCGCCGAUCGAUGCAGCUCCCUUCGCCGCGGCCUUCCUAGUGAACUUGACCAAUUUCAUCGGAGUGCUGUUGAUGUGUGGUCCCAUGAGGAGGAUGACGGAGAAGCCAGUCUUUAGUGCGAUCCUCUUCGCUUUCGCUGCUGGCGCUUUGCUUGCCUGUGCCUUCUUCCUGCUCCUCUUUGAGUCCACGCACCUAAUUGGAGUGGGCUGGAAGACAGAGGUUGACAUUGUUUAG
This is a messenger RNA of Symbiodinium pilosum, 768 nucleotides long. Lineage: Eukaryota; Dinophyceae; Suessiales; Symbiodiniaceae. The record is from the annotation of a GenBank genome assembly.